ACAUUUAAAUCACCAAGAAAAUGGCGAAAUAGCGUUUACUUAGUGUAAACAAACCCCGACAGGGAAAUUAAAAUAGUUUUGCUGUCACGUUGAUAUAAUUCUCUUUAAUAUAAUGAAUAGUUCCGAACAAGCCGAUUCAACAUGCACCAUUUCUUCCAAGCACACCGCAGUAAAUCAAUUAAAUUAACUCGUCUUUAUAUUAAUCGCUCGCCAACGCCGGUAAAUAAACUAUCACAAAUGUCAGCAUUUCAAGUGGCGCGCUUGACGACUUCUCGCGAGAUUUUUGUGCGUUCUGUACUUUGUCAGCAGCGGUCCUCCACCAUUUCGCUGCGUAAAGUCUCCUCCCCGCGACCGCUACAUUCUGCGCCGAAACCCAGUCUCUCCCGGUCCGUAAUUUAACUUCUUCCCACAGACCUAGGGGUACCUCGUUGGGUACCGGGAGACAGUUCGGAUCACUGGCAUUACGGAUUGAGUGCGAUUUUUCGCGGAUGACGACUCCUUCAACGAGAAUUUAGUAAAAGAAAAUUGGUCGGAAAUUUCAGAAUAUGUGGAGGGGACCCUAAUUUCAGCAUCCUGGAAGUAGAAAGCACUGAAGAUCUGUGUCUUACACGACAGACAGGUGCAGUGUGUAGCCGGGGCAGCACAGAGGAAGGACGCUCUGGGGAGGAGGCGGCGCGGCAGCACGCCUCUCCGGCUGUGGAUGUGCUGGGUGGCAACCCCCAGGCUGCACAGAAUGUGGCUGGGGAGUCCCCUCGGCAUGCCCCGCAGCCGGUCGCAGCUGCCCCGCACCCAGUCCCUCCGCUCACCGAUCCGUCCACUGUGCCCCUGCUGGAGAGCAACACCCCAACAUUCGCCAGCACGGAGAACGUCCCUCCGACCACCUUGCCUGAGACUGUACCAAUCAGUGGUAACAUCAUCUCAGAAGAGAGCGCUGUCAGAGUUGCAAGAUCUUUGCCAGCGUCCCUCACUGAGGACUGCAGUUCCUCUGCUGAGAUGCAAAGGCUUCCAGCUUCCCUUUGUCCUCCUGUCCCCUCACAGAUUGACAAAACAGUGCAAGAGCUGCAAUACGGGUCACAAACUGAUAAAGAGAAAAGCCACUCAAACAGUCAGACAAACCAGCUUCCUAGAGAAGGUGCUGGACUUGUGGUUAUUACGGGAACAAAGGAAAAACGGUCCAUCACCUUGGAUUAUAAACCAGAGACUGGAACAAAUAUGGAACUUGGUGGAAAAGAGCACACAGGUGGGAAUAUUCUCCCACAACAACCCAAAUCUCAGAUCUGUUUCACAGCCUCAUCUCUCUCUGUCCAAGACGCCACGGAGGGUGGGGCUGUGGAGCAGUCUGACAGGACUCCACCUGUCCAAACAAAUCAAAGCAGCCAUAUACCUCCGUCAGGUGCUGCAGAGCAAGCAGGGAGUCUCCAGGACUCGGCAUCGCCUGCACUCCUUCUGUCCUCAGCCGAAAAUAGAGAGAUUAAACAAACUAACCUGUCAAAAACUCAACCCAAAACUAUCAAGGGGAUCUCAGCUAAUGCUAGAGACGUGCAGAAAAUGGCUUUUUCGGAGUCAGUUGAACACAUUGAAACGCAGCCUCAUUCAGCUGAAAUACUCGAGGCCGCAAAGGCAAGAGAGCUGCUCCCUGGAAUAUACACUUCGACUGGAAAAGGAAGCUCGGCGUCCAGCUGCGGUCCCCUUGAAGGAGCGCAGGUGGAGAGUAGCACGAGCAAAGAGCAAGCUGACUCGUCAGGCCCCACAGUGCUGCAAGAGAUUUCCUCAAAACCUUCCACCGGACCUGCUCUGUUUGACACAGGCCUAGUUGUCUCGCUUCAGGCGGGAGAGGUUAUAAAAGCUGAAACAUCUCACACCUCUGACCAAGUCGCCUCAACAGAGCUCAUCGCGGAGAUUGUGCAUUCUGCCGACACUCAGGAAAUUGUGGUUGUCGGGGAGGAGGCUCAUAUCACCGGGGCCUGGCCCACCGUGCACCUGAAUCAGAGUUACCUUCUGCAGCGAGAGGAUGGCAGCGUCUGCGAAGCCGCCAUCGUCAACGAGCUGACUUCGGAGAUCUCCGCUGGGGAGCCGAAGCUGUACACAGGAAGCGUUCAGACGCAGAUGGAGCUGGGCUCUCAACCUGUGGAAGUGUACGAGUUUUGCAGUCUGGUGGAGGAGGUUGCAGAGGAGACGGUCUGUGCCAGCAGUGCUGCACAGAUGCCUCAUUCUCCUGGAUAUGAGGUGAACUUAUUCAACGCUUUAUUAGAAAACUCUGAGGACCUCGAAGCAUCUAUCCACACAGUUGGUGAAAACAACACCAUCAUAAUCUCCCAGCAGCCCUUGCGUUCAACAAGUGAUAUAAAUCAGGCUUGCUGUAGCAGUAAUUUAUCCAUACGAAACACAAGCAUGGCCGGAGUUGAACAGCAUUUGGUGUUAGAUGCUAACCAAGCUGUCGAAGUGGCACACUCAAGUGCGGUUUGUUUAGUUGAAGUAGCGGCCGUUACUGCUGACUCAUUCACUGUUGAACAGGCGGACACCAGCGCGCAAAUCGGGACACAGGUCGGUGCUGACCAGACGGAGGUGAGCGGUGCUGCUGUGCUUCAGACCGUUGGCCCAAAACAGGAAGCAGAAGUAACAGUUGCUUCGUUAUCUCUCUUAUCCCCAGUGGUUACUAUUACCAGUGGAAACUUGGGGAUGCAGGCGCCUGUUGCUGUUACACUUUCUCAUAUAGGAAACCAACCCUCCCUAAAUCAGACCCCAGGAGUCACUGUUGUAAGUGUCGCAAAGCCUGAGGUCUGUGUUUCUGCUCGUGACGGGACCAAAGAAACCCCCGCUGUCACCACAACGGCAUCAGUGACUGUUCAGAAUGUCGCCAUGCCCUCAGUAAGCAAGCCAGAGUCUUUCCGUGCCGCUCCUGGGGCUAUAAAUCCAAAGCUGCUCCUUCUCAAACCGGGAGAAACUCCUCUCCUGAAACACCCACCCUCCUUUUCAGUGUCUAAGCAACAGAAUGCAGACGGCAAGCUGGCCAAUGCCCACGGCUCCUGCUCCUGGUCUGGCACGGUGUCUGAGGAGUGCCUUCCCCAAACAGUCUCCGCUCUUAGCAGCUGCAGCAAUCAGACGCAGCGGGCUGUCAAGGAAUUGUCAGUGGUGGCAGCAGCAGGAGCUUCUGUCAAGCUAGAAAGUGGUAAUAUUUCUCUUGAACCCGACCCGGCUACACCUGCCACCCCCUCAACAACUACUAUAAGCAAACCUGAGGCCUUAACCGUUAGCAGAACUUUAUCCCAAGAUGUUUCCACAGCAGCCGCUACGCUGCACAGUUCGAGCAUGCUCACAGCUUCAGUCUCAGCAUCCACCAGCCCCGGCGACUUCCCCAGCCAACCCGAUUCCAUCUACGGGGAGGAAGACGGCGAGGACGUUGAGCAUGACGACCCUGCGGGAGAAACUGAGGUCCAGGAGAGCAACUCGGGACAGGUUAGCAGCCCAGAGGAAGGCAGUGAUGACGAACCCGACGGCGAAAAAAGCGAGAUGACCACCCCUAGCUCGCCACACAAGGUACGCCAGUGGAUUGCAGACAGGGUCACCGGGAAUUCUUCUCCUGGAUCACCCUCAACCUUCUCCUACCCCGGAUCCUCAACCACACCUGACUGGUCCACACCACGGCGGGAGAGGUCCUCGCCUCUCCGGGGUCCCCACGGAAAGUUUGUUUCACCUUCCUCUCUCGGUGCCUACAGUUCGUCGUCCUCGCCGCCAGACCAGGGCUCCUCUCAGCGGUCCCGCAGUGAGCGUCACACCGACAUGGCAGAGCUGGCUAAACAUGAAGCUGACAUCGAGCAUCGAACACAGGCACUGAAGCGAGAGGGCUUCUGGUCAAUGAAGCGACUCACCCGCCUGACGGAGCCACCGCGGCCAAAAGUUCACUGGGAUUACCUGUGUGAGGAGAUGCAGUGGCUCUCGGCUGACUUUGCUCAAGAGAGGCGGUGGAAGAGAGGCGUGGCCAGAAAGGUGGUGCGGAUGGUGAUGCGGCACCAUGAGGAGCUGAGGCAAAAGGAAGAAAAAGCAAAGCGGGACGAGCAUGCUAAAAUCAGACGAGUCGCCUCUUCUAUCGCAAAGGAAGUCCGGGCUUUUUGGAGCAGCGUAGAGAAGGUGGUACAGUACAAGCAGCAGUCCAGGCUGGAGGAGAAGCGGAAGAAGGCGUUGGACCUUCAGCUGGACUUCAUUGUUGGCCAGACGGAGAAAUACUCGGACCUCCUGAGCAAGUCCCUGGCACCCAUCAGGCCUGCUGAGACCGUCGUGUCUCCACAGAAAUCCCUGCCUAAUCCUGUCGAGGAGGAUGACAGAGACUUUGAACCUCCCUGUGAAGAGGAGGAUGAUGAAGAGACCAUAGAGGUGGAGGAGCAGCAGGAGGGAAAUGAUGCUGAGAGCCACCGGAGGGAGAUUGAACUGCUGAAGGAAGAGGGCAUGCUGCCACUGGACCAGCUGCUCAGCAGCCUCAAUCUGCCUCAGGACCAGGGCUCGGACGAAGAAUGCUCUGAUGAAACAUCUUCAUCAGAGGCGGGGGAGGAAGAAGACGGGGAAUUCACUGCCAACGAAGAGGAUGCUGAGGAUGAGGAGGACACGAUAGCAGCUCAGGAGAAGGUGGAAGGAAAUGUAGAUCAUGCAGAGGAACUCGAUGAUUUAGCCAAAGAGGGCGAUAUGAGCAUGGAGGAGUUGCUGGAGAAGUACAAAGGAGCGUAUGCCUCAGACUUUGAGGUCCCGUCUGCUUCUGGCUCUAAAGCGAGCUCUGAUUCGGAGGUGUCUGGGGAUGAGGAGGUGGAGACUGAAGAAGAUGAGAGUGAUGUGGAAAGUAACACUUCUUCCUCAGAUUCACCAGGCGACAGUGCUGAAGAUGAGGAGAGCGAGAAGGAUGAGGAAGAGAGUGAGGAGGAAGACGAAGAGGAGUGUGGAGAUGAAGGGAUGGAGGUUUUGCUGAAGGAGGGAGACAGCAGCCCGUCUUCCUCUGGCUCACGGCCAAAGAAGGAGAUCAGUCACAUUGCUGCUACUGCAGAGAGCCUGCAGCCCAAAGGCUACACUUUAGCUACUACAAAGGUCAAGACCCCCAUUCCAUUUCUGCUUCAUGGCACAUUACGAGAGUACCAGCACAUCGGACUCGACUGGUUGGUCACCAUGUAUGAGAAAAAGCUAAACGGCAUUUUGGCUGAUGAGAUGGGCCUUGGCAAGACAAUCCAGACUAUUGCUCUGCUGGCUCACCUCGCCUGUGAGAAAGGUAACUGGGGCCCUCACCUCAUCAUCGUCCCCACCAGCGUAAUGUUAAACUGGGAGAUGGAGCUGAAGCGCUGGUGUCCAGGGUUUAAAAUCCUUACGUAUUUUGGCAGUCAAAAGGAGAGAAAGUUAAAGAGACAGGGCUGGACAAAGCCAAACGCUUUCCACGUUUGCAUCACUUCUUACAAGCUGGUGCUGCAGGAUCACCAGGCCUUCAGGCGGAAGUCUUGGCGCUAUCUGAUCCUCGAUGAGGCUCAGAACAUCAAGAACUUCAAGUCCCAGCGCUGGCAGAGUCUGCUGAACUUCAACAGCCACCGGCGACUGCUGCUGACGGGAACCCCUCUACAGAACAGCCUGAUGGAGCUCUGGUCCCUCAUGCAUUUCCUCAUGCCCCACGUCUUCCAGUCCCACCGCGAGUUCAAAGAGUGGUUCUCCAACCCGCUGACGGGAAUGAUCGAGGGCAGUCAGGAGUACAACGAAGGCCUGGUUAAGAGGCUUCACAAGGUCCUGAGGCCGUUCCUGCUUAGGAGGAUCAAGGCUGACGUGGAGAAGCAGAUGCCCAAGAAAUACGAGCAUGUGGUGCGCUGCCGCCUGUCCAAGAGACAGCGAUUCCUCUACGAUGACUUCAUGGCGCAGGCAUCGACCAGGGAAACGCUGGCCAGUGGUCACUUCAUGUCUGUGAUUAACAUCCUCAUGCAGCUUCGCAAAGUGUGCAAUCAUCCCAACCUUUUUGACCCUCGACCCAUCCAGUCUCCCUUCAUCAUGCAACCCAUUAUUUUCCACACAGCCUCUCUGGUGCAUGACGCCCUGGAGGUCUCUCCUUUGAAGCGCUGCGACGUUUCCAUGUUUGACCUUGUUGGUUUGGAGAGCCGCGUGUCCCGUUACCAGGCAGAUGUCUUCCUGCCACGCUACAGGGUCAGCCGCCAACUAAUCCAGGAGAUCAUGGAGUCCCCCGAACCUCCUCCAAGGCCCAAACCAGUCCGCAUGAAAGUCAACAGAAUGUUUCAGCCGCCUCCUAAAGGUGACAAUCGCCCAGUUCUCCUGAUGAACAAACCUACCUGCUCCGUCCCCCCUGCAGCACAGACCCCCAAACCACCUCUAGUCACUGAAGUCACCUCAGCUCCUGCACCCGCUCCUGUAGUUCAGCAGGUGGUCUGUUCAGUCGCAUCCACUCCUCCUCGCCCAUCUCUUCAUCCUACCGCUCAAACUGCAGUGAGGUCCAAUGCUCCAAAACCGAUGCUGACCGUACGGCCUCCCACUGCUCCCUGCACAGCCACUAUCCCAGCUCAGCCGAGUCCAAACCCCAGCAAUGUCAUGCCCCAGAGGGUCCUGCUUAGUCCAGAUAUGCAAGCUAGGUUGCCUUCUGGGGAGGUAGUAAGUAUAGCCCAGCUGGCUUCUCUGGCAGGUCGGCCUGUGUCGUCGUGUCAAGGAAGCAAACCCGUCACCUUCCAGCUUCAGGGCAACAAGCUGACUCUGUCUGGAGCACAGAUCCACCAAGUUCCAGCAGCUUCCUCACGCCCAGUUCAAGGUAAUGUGAUAAACCUGGUCCCCGGUGGCGUGCAGCAUCACCUCAUCAGCCAACCUGCACAGGUGGCUGUCCAGAGUACAGUCAGCACACACCCUGCAAACAAUCCCUCUGCUGCCCCCCCUGCUAAUCGCCUGCCACACAACACCACCUCUCAAGUGUCCUCAACCAUGGUGAGCAGCCCUGGGGUCGUGAAGAUCGUUGUGCGUCAGUCAACAGGCAAGGAGGGCGGGCCUGUGCCCACCCUGGCUGUGGCCCCUUCCCCUCGUGUCGCUCCCCAGCCAUCCCCUUCCCUGCACUCACACGCCAACACGACCCCCGUCAGGAACACCGCUCCACUGCAAAUUGCCCAGCGCACCCCUGGUCCUGCUACCGCCCACUACACCAUAGCUCCUCCCAGAAACCCUAGCUCAGCCCCGAACCAGCCCCAACCCCCUCGCCCUGUCCUCAAAGUAGUGCAGCCUCCUCCUCCAUCGAGCACAGAACAGCCAGCUCCAGCUCAGGUGAGCGCCUCCUUUUCUGCUCCAAAGACCUCAGCAACACCGCGGGAAAGUAGCAGCAGCAGUCAGACAGCAGUUAGCACAAAGUCAAAGUCCAAUCUGGGUGCAAAAGCCUUCCCUCCACCCAGGAAGGUGCCUCGUCCCGCUCCCCGUUCGCCUUUCUACAUGUCAUGGCUUGCAGACUCCGAGAAACAGCAGCACGACAGCCGGCUGGACUUCAUCUUUCGAGUCAACGAACUCCACUGUGGAGCAAAGCCCAUGUACGGUCAGGAGGUUCUGGACUUCCUGACUUUCCUGCCCGGUCGUCAUCCAUCACCUGCUGCCCUGAACCCUCAGGGGGAGUGGGGCCGCUCUGGCCAGAGCAGCUGUCUGUAUGCACAGCAGCAAAACGAGCAUGACUACUGGUUUCACAGUCACGCUGUAAGAGAGGCCAUCCACAGCAUCGAAGGACGGCUGGAGCUGCUGAGUGACAUCAUAGACCGGUACACAUUUGCAAUUCCUCCAGUGGAGGCUCCACCCAUCUCCAUGCACUGCUGCCAUCCUCCGCCAUCUCUGAACCACAAGCAGGCAGUCUUCUCCUCCAUGUUAUCAGCUGAAGUCACGCCGCUCACUCGCAGCCUCCACCACGUCCAGUCCUAUAUGAGGACGCAGUUCCCUGACCUGAGGCUCAUACAGUACGACUGUGGUAAGCUUCAGACUCUCCACACGUUGCUGCGAAAGCUGAAGGCGGGAGGCCACAGGGUGCUGAUUUUCACUCAGAUGACUCGAAUGCUGGAUGUGCUGGAGCAGUUCCUCAACUACCACGGACACAUCUACCUCCGUCUGGACGGCAGCACCCGGGUGGAGCAGAGACAGGCACUCAUGGAGCGCUUCAAUGCAGAUCGACGCAUCUUCUGCUUCAUUUUGUCAACCCGCAGCGGCGGCGUCGGGGUCAAUCUGACCGGGGCCGACACUGUGGUGUUCUACGACAGUGACUGGAACCCCACCAUGGAUGCUCAGGCUCAGGACCGAUGCCACCGAAUCGGCCAGACCCGCGACGUCCACAUCUAUAGGUUGAUCAGUGAGCGCACGGUGGAGGAGAACAUUUUGAAGAAGGCAAACCAGAAGAGGAUGCUGGGAGAUAUGGCUAUCGAAGGAGGAAACUUCACCACGGCCUUCUUUAAACAGCAAACCAUCAGAGAGCUGUUUGAUGUGAAUGAGGGGGAGAAGAGGGAGGCGGCGGUGGAGCUGUCUGUGCCCCAGGCUGAGGAGGAGGAAGCCGUCAACAAGCAGAGCACCACCAUCCUGGAGCAGGCGCUGUGCCGUGCCGAGGAUGAGGAGGAUAUAGUGGCGGCCUCUCAGGCCAAAGCAGAGCAGGUGGCCGAACUGGCGGAGUUCAAUGAAAACAUACCGCUGGAUGACGGCGGGGAGCAGGAGGAAGUGGAGGAGCUCUCUAAAGCCGAGCAGGAAAUAGCCGCACUGGUGGAGCAGCUCACUCCCAUUGAACGCUACGCCAUGAACUUCCUGGAAGCUUCGUUAGAAGAUGUGUGCAAAGAGGAGUUGAAGCAGGCUGAGGAACAGGUGGAGGCUGCCAGGAAGGGUCUGGACCAGGCAAAGGAGGAGGGCCUGAAGCUCCACACAUCAUCUGAUGAUGACGAGGACGACUUUUUGUCAACACCAACUUCUGCCGAACCUGCCCAUCCAGCUCCAGCCCGCCGUGGUCGUAAACCCAAGGACAAGACUGCCACUUCUACAAGGACUAGCGGCCGACUCCGUGGGGCCUCGCCUGAAACUGAGCCUGAGCCCACGACUCCCAGAGAAGUGCCUGAAAGAUCCCGCUCAGGUCUGAGAGGACGAGGAGCUGCCAAAGACACAGGUUCUGUGUCUACGAUCCCAUUCCGCACAGACCACCACAAAACGUCAUCAUCCACCCGGGUUCAAGAUUCCUCCAAAUCUUCGAAAGCGUCAUCUCCCGCCAGAGAUCACCAGAACGCCAAAACCAGGACUCAACCAAACCGCUCCCAUCCCAGCCCAGUGCCUUCCCCUCCUACAGCCUCGCCCCCUGGUGGGAAACAGCAGUGUGCUGGGGAGACAGACAGUAAAAUCUCCAAAACAGGGAGGGAGGAGAAGGAGGUGGAGAAUGAGAGGAGGGCGUCUGAGUCAUCGCUGGAGUCCAGCUGUCCGGCGGAUCAUCAGACUAAGGAUGAUGACAGUAAAGACUGCGUCAUGUCUCCUCCCUCCACCAGCUCACGGUCGCCUCGCAAGCGGCAGUCAGCUGACGGUGAAGUGCUGCGGGGACUGGUUGAAGAUUCACCAUCAGCCAAAGUUCUGCGGAAGCUCCCGGGCCGGCUAGUCACAGUGGUGGAAGAGAAAGAGCCACGAAAGAGGCGGCGGCGAGGAAGUGGGACAGGAGGUGGUUGCUCUUCAGAAGAGGCAACGGCGGAGGACAGCGGUGCUGGAUUUGUUGACGAGCCAAACAAAGAGGACACCUCACCGAGCCCAGACGGCAAAACUAAAGAGACUGUUACCAAAUCCCCUCUGGACCAAGACGCUACCCCAAGUCCGCCUGUGCACCCUCAGCCUGUCAGAGGCUAUCCUCCAUAUUCCCCUCCUCAUCUGUCUCCUGACAUGCCAGUGCUGAGGAAUCUUCCCGUGCGGCGCAGAUUGGAAACCGAAUCUCGUAUGGCUGCCCAGAUGGGAGAGCAGCAUCUAGGGAGAGGACGGGGAGUGAACCAGUCCAAGAAAACGGACAUCCCACCAGGCAGAGAGCCUGCUUCCGCCUCUGCUGCGGAGUCCAGCGUGAACUCUCUCAUGCCACCUUUGAAAAGAAAGAGGGGCCGGCCCCCUAAGACUCCCACAAGACUACCUGAACUUGACAACGCAUCGACCACAUCCCCACAUCCCAUCUCAGCAAUUGAGGAAGGAAACCCGCCACUGUCCCCUAAACGUAAGAGGGGUCGUCCCCGCAAGGACUCAACGACCACGCUAGAGACCGUUAAUGAGAGCCAGAACUCUGAUCUAUCAAAAACUGAUUCCAGGACAGAACUGACGAUCUCAGAGACCCCGCCUCCUGCUGCUAUUUUUGAAAUGACUCAGUCUUCACAGUCGACCAAAGCUGAUCAGACAGACACUAAAACUGAGGCUUUGGCCCCACCUCCAAAUCCAGCCUCCUCAACAAAGUCAGAUGAAGUUUCCACACCCAUCUCACUUCCCACUUCACCUGCACCCCAGGUGACCUCACUGAUCUCUGAGCCUGCCUCUCCCCAAGUGGUUGCUUCAGCCCCAGCUCCAAGUCCAGCCCCAGCACCAGUCCUCUCUUCUUCCACGUAUACCUCCACCCCCGUCAGCAACACAGCUCCGUCACCACCUGUCAGCGAUGUCUCACCUCCUCCUCCAGGUGUUAAACCAACACUUGUGGUUUCCACAGUUUCAGAGGCUGCUGUUCAACCAGCUGUGGAGGCAACCACCACCACAACCACACCAAUUACACACUCCACUCCACCCACUACGUCAUCUUCCAAAGCUGUUAAAGACCCCACCCCAACACUCACAACAGCUGCUACCACAGUGUCUGUAACAGUUAGUAUUACACCACAAGUCACCACUGCAAUGGCAUCACCUCCAACUUCUUCUCUUGUGAAGGACUUGCCACAAGCCUCUCUAGCCUCCACACCCUCCAGUCAUCCUGUAUCGAGUCUGGAUACAGCUUCACCCAAGCAGACCCCUCCAACUACAGCUUCCCCCAAACAGACCUCCCCAGCUCCAUCUUUAUCCAAGCAGAGCCUUCAAGCUUCACCUUCCCCCAAGCAGACCUCCCCAGCUCCACCUUCGCCCAAGCAGACCUCCCCAGCUCCACCUUCGCCCAAGCAGACCCCUCCAGCUCCACCUUCGCCCAAGCAGACCCCUCCAGCUCCACCUUCGCCCAAGCAGACCCCUCCAGCUCCACCUUCGCCCAAGCAGACCUCCCCAGCUUCACCUUCGCCCAUGCAGACCUCCCCAGCUCCACCUUCGCCCAAUCAGACCCCUCCAGCUAUUGCUACAACUGUGACAGCUCCAGUAAAAACAGCACAAACCAGUAUGUUAGACUCAAUCCAGACCGUGUCUGACAAGACUUGUACAUCACCACCAGUCAAAACAGUGGCACCAUCUUCUGGUAAUACAGCUCCACCUUCCCCUCCAGCCAAAGCAAAGACAAUUGAGACUGCUAACAAAAGCCCGACCGAACAAGCAUCACCAACUGCAGAGGUUCAGGAACACGUAGAGCCCGAAAAGCCUUCAACAUCAAGUCCAGUCUGCACGCCUCCUCCAACUACACCAUCCACAAGUGCUGCUACACCUGCAGAGGCAAAGAAGGCUUCAGCAGCUUCAUCACCUCCAGCAGCAGAAGGAGUAACAACACCUUCAACUGCAGCGACCUCCAAAGUCCUCACUUCUUCUUCUUCUCCUCCCAAAACUGCAGAAAAGACUGACAAGACACCACCUCUGGUAACAGCUACAACACCAGCAUCACUGUCUGUCACCAUAGCUACAUCAUCACCAGAAAAGUCUACUUCCCUAGGGUCAACAACCAUAACCAUCACCCCUGCUUCAGUAGCUACAGUCACAGCAUCCACAACCAAAACAGCUCCACCGGUGUCCACUACACAAACCUCUGCAGUCACUUCCUCUCAGCUACAAACUUCUUCAUCCACAAGUGUUCCUGCACCAUCUCAGACCGAGGAAGCCACACCUGCUCCCAUAUCUGCUCCCUCAUCCACUCCCCUCGUUGCACCAUCUUUAGAGCCAUCAACAGAGAAAGAGUCAGCUUCUAAAAGCGACCAAGAAGAGGUGACAGAAAUGGAGACUGAAGCUGCGAUGAGUAAGGAAGACGACGACAAAAAGUCAGACAUUAGCCAGUCUCAGCCUAAAAGAAGAAAGGUGGAGAGUUCCUCUGAGACCAAAGAGUCAGGAAGGCCCCAAGGAGUGGGACAAGAAACAAAAACCACAACCCCCAUUCAGAAAGAUGAAGCUAACCCUUGGGAAGAAGAGAAAACUACUGAGGAUCAGAAACCUGCUAUCCAGAAAAGGUCACUUAGUCGCCAGAGUAGCCAGGAGUCUGCUCGCUCUUCUUCGCCAUCGUCUGGGUGCUCUACCUCAACCCUCACCCGCCAUGCUCACCACAAGAGGACCUACGAGAACAGACAUCCUACCAAGAAGAGGCGAGUGGAUCCUACAUCAGAGGCAGGGAAGGAGGACAAGGAGGAACAAGGCGAGGAGGAGGAGAAGAUAGAAGGGGGUAGUGAGACAGAUCUUCCCACCACUGCCUCUCGAAGGAGGCGCUCCAGGUCUCCUUCCUCUUCCUCCUCCGACUCUGACAGCGGCGACAGCAGGAAGGAGCACCGGCUCACUCGCUCAGCAAAACGCAGGCUCCAAGAUCAGGAGAAGGAAAAGUGCACCAAGGACAGGAAGGGAGACAAACCAGCACGCAGCACGGACAGAAACGCGUCAAACAACGCCAAUGCGUCCACGGGAGGAGAGUCGGGCAGCGAUACGUCCUCUGUUAGGAUCACCAGGAAGUCUGCGGGAUCACAGCCGCCACAGGACACUAAAACGCUGACCAACAGCACGCCCUCGCUACCUCCUGAGCCAGAGGUUCUAGGGAAAAGGUGCUCUGCACUAAAUGCAGCAGCCAAGCUUUUAGCUAUGAAAGGCAGGGUGGACACCCCAGGCCACACCCCUCGGAAAGACUCCACCCCUAAAGCUCCUGCGACUUCCACCACUGCCCCUUCGGACAAAAACCAAAAGCCUAAAAGUAAAAGUGUGCCAGCCUCUCCUCAGAGCAACUCUGUGACCAACAACAAAAGCAGCAAACCUUCAACACCCAAUCAGGCGAGCCGAUCUACAUCACGCUCCACCAGACAGUGCCCUGGCUCUCUGGUUCCACCCUUAGAGGUGGAGUACAAGAGGCCUAAACCAGAGGAGAAAGAGAGAGGGAGCAGGAAGUCCUCGAGGGGCAAGGAAGGCGAGGGAGAGACGCGGUCGUCGUCAAGGGGCCACAGCGCCUGCAGCAGCAUGAGCAGCGAUGGCGAGGGCGACUGCGGCGGACGCAGCAGCAGAAGCCGCAGCAGCAGCAACAGCAGCCAGCGCACCCUCAGCUCCCAGAACACGGAGCACCGAGGUUCCCGCUCCCGUGCCACUUCCUCCGGCAGCGAGCGGGAGAGGGAGCGCAGCCCUGAGCGGGCAAAGAGCCGUGACAAAAAGGAGAAAGAACAGCGAGAUAGUCGCAAGGACAGCAGGAGGUCCCAGAAGCUCUCGCAGGAUGUGACCAGCAGCUCGGGAACUGAGGGGUCAACGCCGGACAGGGUGCUACGGAGUGUUGCUGCACUCGCUGCAGUGCAGGCCCGGUCACCGGCCGCAAGCACCCGCUCCUCCUCAAGCCAACAGCGUCACAAUAAGACAUGAUUGGAGUGCCAAAAGGGGAGAAUUUAAAAAAACAAAAAAAAAAAACAGAAGCGAGGGUGUGGCAGAGCGUGAUACGAGAGCAUGGCGUGAUCUCCAAGGUUGCUGCUUUGUCUGCACUCUGAGGAAAGACAAGAGCAAACUGAGUGCUGCACAAGCCAGGGACCUCACCGCCUCUCGGGCCCUCUCCCUUUCUAGUCGGGGCGCGCCAGCUCUGCUUUUGAGCGCUGGGGGAAGGCUCAGGGACGCUGGACUGACGGUAAACAGGUGGCGCCGCUGUCGAGCGUCCAGAUAUGUGGACAUGCUGUGGAUAAAACUCACCACUUGGACUCGGAGGGGGUGGGGCGUGGGUGGGACAAAAGGUGCAAGUUGUUAGUUCACAUAAUGUACUGUAAUCAUUAAAAGACUGGAACACUCAGAUGCUCUGUUAAGACGGGGUUAAACGGCGCCCUCUGCUGGGGUUACCCAUGAAAAGUAAUUUGUGUGACAUUUAAAAGUGAGCGGUUGUAUUGUAAGUUGAAGGUUUUAGAAAGUUUGGUUUUGAGAUUUUCUGUCCUGACUAUUGUUUCUCUGUAGUCAGUUGAUAAGUUAUGCAUAUUUUAUUAUUUCUUCCAGGUUAUUAGGAAGAGAACAGAUCUGUCAAUGUGAUCUUUGCUGCACUAUGCUGGAGCUCGUCUUUUUGUUUGGCCCCUCCUCUCCCCCUCUUUGUUUAUUUUUAAAUUUUUUUUAUUUUCUCCAUGUCACUUUCUGUUCAUCGGAUUCGAAAAUCCAGCCUUGCAUUUCUCUUUUGCACAUCUUUAAUAACGUGGCCCUCGGCUUUUUUUCAGUACACCGUGGUGUUGUGAUGCGUUUGUUCAUCAACUGAAGUCGAUGAAUUGGUUCCUGGUACCUGACGAUGUUUGUCUCCAGUUUGGAAAAUGUAUUAUCUUUAGUCAAACCACAAAAUCCAGCUUUCAUCCCCCCAAAACGUCCUAAAGGCAGUUUAAAAAAUUACUUGUCACAAAGAGCCAAGUAAAUGUUGAGAACUGAAUUUAAGAGUGCCUCUGUGGCCAAAUGGUUUUGAACCUCAGAUUGCCUUGUGAAGCACCUGAAGCAGGGGUGUUACAUUUCUCUUAUUCAGUUAUUAAAAAAACAAAUUAAUCCAAAAAAUGACGUGGGGAAAAAUCCAACCCUUACAUGAAACAAGUAAGGAAAAACACCCCGAGCAUCAGUGCUACUGAAUUAAUGUUUUAUUUUUCACCUGAACUUUUUUUUUCCUUGUCUCUCACAUCAUCGAUUUUGGUUCAUGUUUAAGAAAAAGAAAAAAAGUAUACUUGGACAAAAUAAAAAAAAUAUGUGAAUAAAAUUACUGGUACAGUUUGAGAUGACUGUAAAUUGUCGAUUUACUUUUGAGCAAACGUGAUAUCUGGUGGGGGGGCGGGGGGGUAGUUUAUGGUGAUGGUCUUACUUUGAUUUCUGUCUCUUUUUGUUGCAUUCCUUUGAUCCUUGUAAUUCCACAUUGUUUUACUUGAAAAUUAUGGCAAUUACAGUUGAAU
This is a messenger RNA of Pelmatolapia mariae (spotted tilapia), 15221 nucleotides long. RefSeq names its product Snf2-related CREBBP activator protein (gene srcap). NCBI's taxonomy places the organism in Eukaryota, Metazoa, Chordata, Actinopteri, Cichliformes, Cichlidae. Gene Ontology annotation, cellular component: Swr1 complex. Gene Ontology annotation, biological process: chromatin remodeling. Gene Ontology annotation, molecular function: histone binding; ATP binding; ATP hydrolysis activity. The coding region runs from base 994 to 13689 and encodes 4231 amino acids. The record is from RefSeq and is a predicted model, not a curated record. The transcript has 33 exons.